Molecule: messenger RNA, 483 nt
Organism: Hansenula anomala
Lineage: Eukaryota; Fungi; Ascomycota; Saccharomycetes; Phaffomycetales; Wickerhamomycetaceae
Product: RpiB/LacA/LacB family sugar-phosphate isomerase
Exons: 2
Coding region: 1-483 (160 amino acids)
Biological process (GO): carbohydrate metabolic process
Cellular component (GO): intracellular anatomical structure
Molecular function (GO): isomerase activity
Source: RefSeq, a predicted model, not a curated record
AUGGUGAAGAUAAAGUUCAGAUUAGUUGUUGCAUCAGACCAAGCAGGUUAUGAAUACAAGGAGAAGAUAGCACAAGAUUUAAAAGAUUACCCACUAGUGGAAUCCAUUACAAAUCUAGGUGUUGGAUCAAAUGGUGAAUCUACUCCAUAUCCUUCAGUUGCCAUCAAGGCUGCAGAAUUGAUUGCAAAUGGUGAAGCUGAUAGAGCUAUCUUAUUUUGUGGAACUGGAUUAGGUGUUGCAAUUAGUGCUAAUAAAGUUGAAGGUAUAAGAGCUGUUACUGCUCAUGAUUCAUUCAGUGUUGAAAGAAGUAUUUUAAGUAAUAACUGUCAAGUUUUAUGUAUGGGUCAAAGAGUUAUUGGAUUAGAAUUGGCUAGAAGAUUAGCUAAAGAAUGGUUAACUUAUAAUUUUGAUGAUAAAUCUGCUUCUGCUGCAAAAGUUGAUGAAAUUACUACAUAUGAAAAAUCUCAUGUUAUUGCAACAUAA